AUUAAUCCUGGGUGGUAGGGAAGCAAACAAGAAAUCUCUGCGCACACUGAAACCUUGUACUUCAUUGUGUGACUGGUUAUAUAGUCUGAUACAUCCUAUCAGAGAGUGCUAACGGUCGACCAAUCACAGGUCUGCAUUGUGGUUCUCUCUGUUGGCUGGCUAUACGGAAAGCCACCAGCAGAUAUAAUAAAGCUUCAAGCCGGCAGCGUGCACCAAAGCAUCGCAGUCACUGGGAACUCUAUAUGUGGGCAUUACUUGUCAGUAUCCUCAUGAUUUUCCAGAGAUGAGAUCUCAUCUUUAAACUGCGGCAUAUGUUUCUUUGCAGUUGUGUGGGUGGAAACCAUUUGAUACGAGAGUGGGGCUGAGAUAGCAGGUGAGCCUUCAUCACGCGACUUUAGACGUUGAUAACUACUCGCAGUUUGGGCACAGAGCGGGGGGAAUCGCUGCGAUAUCUACGGGGCAGGGAGGCUGCCGGCACCGCAUCACAACCAUGACGGCUUUACGCUACCACCGGGGUUUACUGGUUACACUUUUCCUGACAGUCACAUGGGCGUCCGGGCUUGCAGACCUGACAGACAUAGUGGAGAAUGCUGAAGUAGCUAAAGAAGUUUCCAACGAGUUAGAGGAUGUCAAAGCUGUCGACUGGGAAGAAGAGGGGGACAAAAGACAGUACCCAGCGGGCGCCCCGAUCGGUCUAGACGGCAAACGACAAUGGUAUACCGGCAAACGCCAAUGGUACACCGGAAAACGGGACGCAGGCGAUCUGCAGGACGCCGCAGCGUUAUUAGCAGACAGCGGGGACGAUGUUAAACGACAAUUUUACACUGGUAAGCGCCAGUGGUACACCGGCAAACGCAGCGGGGAAAAGGAACCAGCGGAGGAAGACGCCAAGAGACAGUGGUACACCGGCAAAAGGCAAUGGUACACGGGAAAGCGGGACGAUAUGGAAGACGAGAAGCGUCAGUGGUAUACCGGGAAACGCCAGUGGUACACCGGGAAAAGAUCUGACGAAUAUGAAAACAACGUUGCUGACGAAGCCAAGCGGCAGUGGUACACGGGAAAGCGCCAGUGGUACACUGGCAAACGACAAGACAACGAAGACCAGAAACGCCAGUGGUAUACCGGCAAAAGGCAAUGGUAUACCGGUCGACGCUAGUGACACUCAUUGUACACUAUGAAUUCUCACGGAGACUGCAGAAUUAAUGAAUAACAAAUACACAGGAUUUAACAGUUUGUCAUGGUGUUCAAAACAGUUUAAAGACAUCCAACAUGAGAAUGCUACUGUUUUUACAUUAUAAAAAUGUGCUUUGGUUUCGUUGUCAUUGUUGACGGUAGAAAUUGGUAAAAUGGUGACAAACAAGAAUUCUUGCCAAGAAGAAGAUAUGAAUAAGAUGUGUAUUACACACAUCGUAAUUUUAACACCAGAUUUUAACAAUCGAUGUUGGGAGACAGGGGUUAUAGUUUUGACUUUUGUCGGUGGUAAUUAAUAACUUUGAAACAAGUUAGAAACUGAAUGUAAUAUAGACCUUUUAGUUCUGUUAACAUAUGUAACGUUACGCAGUUAUUACUAAACUGCAUGAAACGCUUGAAAUACAAAAUCUAUCUCUUUUCGUAAACAAAAGCUAUUUUUUUUCAAUAGCGCAUAGCACUUUCAAAGUUUAGAGUCAUUACAAUUACCUACUGAAAUGUUGCACAUUGUUUUGUGUAAAAUCAUUGAUGUUUUACAGAAUACAAAGGUACAUCGCUCAAAUGGUAAAUUGCAAGUGAAAAGAUAACUGAACAGAGGGGGAUAUAGUUUUGAAAAGCUUUAAUAACAGCCAAACUUUACUUGCAUCGUGAAACGUAUAACAUGAACCGAUGAAAGGAACUGAUCGUAGUGGCUACAGGACAGGUUGGUCGAAUUAAUGGCUUACGAGUACUUUUUUGGAAUGGAGUAAUGAAAUAAGUCUAUUUAAUUCUGUAUUCCAACAGCGCAUGCGCAAAUCCAUUCUGAGGUCAUUCGGACGUGCGUGCGAGAUUUGCACUAAUAAGCGCAGCCGUCGUACUCGCGCUUUGUUCCCGAAUGACCUUGCUUCUGAAAUACUGAAUUGGCUCAUUGUUUUGCAUUAAAAACGAUAUCGCUGAGUCUUUGUAUCAUGCACGUGCACGAAAUGGAGGCCUCCAACCGAUAGAAUAGAACUUCUUGCUGAGUGGGUAAAUAAUUGUGUUAACGGAAGGAAAACCACAAAUUUGUGUACAAGACGUGACAUUUAGAUUUACAAUCUUUUUGCGAAACUGAAUGUUUCUGUUUUCAUAAUAAUUAUGUGCAUGCUUGGCAGUUGUUUUGAAUUAGUUGUCAGAAAUGAAGACAUCGGGUCCGCGUGGGCCCUUUCGAAAGGCCUUGAUGGUCAGUCCACUCUGGACGUAGAGGAGAACGAAGAAUUGCUUUGGAUGUCUGUUUUUGGCGUGGUAUAACUUUCCUUACUCUACCGUCAUUGUCACAAGAAUUUGCUCGGCAGAGAGGUAAAACUACGAAGGAAAUCAUUCCAGUGACAAAAAAAUGUAAAUAAUAAUAAUAUAGGUACCAACUGAAAGUCAUCGGAGAAUAAUAACUAUUAAUAAGAAUCUAAUUUGACCAAUUACUAAUUGGACCUGCGUUUUCGCAGGAGCCAAUGCCAAGUAAAGGUUCAUAAUUAUUAUGGAUAGCCACGUAUUAAUUUUUUGCCAUGUUUUCAGUUAAUGAAACCCCAAAUGUAUAAUCCAUAUUUUCUCUAUUAGAUUUGGAUGCCGCCCAAUGAAAUUGUAUUUUAGUACAAACUGUUUUGACGAUGCGAUGCUGCUUGGUGUGCUUGUAAAAAGAAACAAAAAAGUUAAUCUUGAUCCAGCAAAAACUGUGUAAGUUCAUAUUUUAUGAUGAUUAAAAUUAACAACCAUGGCGGAAAUUUGCUGUUGUAAAGCAAGAAACCACAUAAUUUUGAUGUUAGUACAACGGCUUUAAAUCUGGCCCUAAGAUCCAUUGUCUGAAUGGUUUUUGAUUGCAACUUGAUCCCAAAUCCACUCUGGGAGAUAAGCUUUCUCGUAUUUCUAAAUUUUGUUUAGCCAUUUGUUGUUUUUUUAUGUAAACAGAAUUGUUGAAAUGCUAUAUUUGAAAGUUUUUUCUCUAAAAUGUUUGAAAAAUGCUAAGAUAGUUUUUGUCGACACUAAAUAUAUCGACAAAUUACAAUUUUAUGACAGCAUUGAUUUAUUCAGCACAACGAAAAAUAUUUUGAGCGGAAAGCGUGGAAAUCAAGAUUUUAUUAUCUCACUUUUGAGAUCGAUUUUAAAGAAAAGGAGAUCGACAAAAACAUGUUUCAGAAUGGCAAAAUUAACUACUCCUUAUAAACCACUUUUUCAGUGACAUCCAUUUACUGUGGUAUUUUUGAUUCCUUUCCACUCCACCUUUUCAAUGUUUACCCCCUCAAAAUCAACAGUCAUCGUCCAUUUGCGGAGCGUACCGGCAUCCUUAGUUUCAUCACUUUCAUUGGAGUUUCUCUCUGCCCAUCUGGUUUCUCUUCUUGUCCUAGCUUGUCUGUCCCUUGGUUUCUCCAUCUCUGCUCCUAUCUAAAGAGUUAAGUUUCGUUGUUUUCAAGCAUGUGUCUUCACUUUUUUAAUAUCAUUUUUUCCCACUUACUUUUUAUUAAUUGGCUUUUUUGUGUGCUUCGGUUGACGUGCACGAGGUUGUCUGUCCUUUCUGAUCCUUUCUUUCUCCCUCUUUAUACAAACCAUUUCAAACUUUUCCUCUUUCUCAGCAUGUUCCUCUUCACACCACCAUUUCUGUGUUUUCUGGAGGAAGGAUUUUUUAAAGCCAUGAGAGAUGAGCAAAGGGCAGUGUCUUUUUUUCUUUUUCUGAAAGCAACGCUACCUUUAUCCUUUGACUCACGUUUUCUACUCUCCUCUUUGCCAGUGUUAGCAUGUCUCUACUGGUCUACUUUUCCCUAAGCUUGCUGAUUUAAAGCAACUCUUGUUUAAUAUAUCGCGAAAUAUAUAUUAUCUUGGCCUCCGUUUUGUUUCGUAAUUAUUCACCAGUUUUUGUUAAUAUACCUGUUCUCUUUGUGUUGGUUUAAUUAAAUACCAGUAUGAAUGUCAUUCAAACCCUUUCUUAACUUACUUACUUUUCGAAAUCAGUUUAUGAUUAAAUUUUCCUGUUUGAAUAACUGCAGACAGCAUUCAGACCUGCAUUAAAAUGUCGACCUGAAUGUUAAAAGAGAAUUAUUUAGAACCAGACCCAAACGUAUGCCCGCCGAUAAGGUGAUCUAUGUAUAGUCUAUCGUGAAAUUUACCUCUUCUGGUGGACCUUAAUCCAGCGAAGGCGACGUGCAUUUUAAAAGACAUCUCAAAGUAAGACUUUCACUGGAGGAGUUAUUUUUAAUGUUGAAUGAGUAAUUGUUAAUUUUAAAGGAUAUGCUCAAAAUAAAGCGGAUGUAAUUAUAGCUCGUGAAUAAAGUUAUGAAUGCUGUUUGCAAGUUUGUCUGGCAACAGCUUGUUC
Messenger RNA from Acanthaster planci (crown-of-thorns starfish), 4504 nucleotides. RefSeq lists its product as uncharacterized. Lineage: Eukaryota; Metazoa; Echinodermata; Asteroidea; Valvatida; Acanthasteridae. The record is from RefSeq and is a predicted model, not a curated record.